AUAGUUACGAAAGCACUUCCUGUCUUCAUUUGAUGCGUGUGUUUAUUGGUUGAAACACGAGGAAUCUUAAGCAGUUAAAACAACAACGAGAUUCCCGCUGGGUCGAGUACUGUCAUAGGUUGAAUUGCCGGAUGGCACUGCUGAGGGGACUAAGUCGAAUUUCCGGAGUGUACCGCUGACCAGUCGCGGUAAAGGUGAAAUGUGAACUGCUCGCAAAGUUGGCAGUAAAUCACAAAUGUAUGGGCGAUUACUUUGCUGGAAAACGGAGAAAUCUCGCGCUUUAAUUCACCAUCACCUACAGAAACCCGAGGCCUUGAUCUAUGAUUGAGACAUGGAGGGCGAUGGGGACUUGAUGAAAAUGCUAAUGCGCGCUGACCCUCCUGACGAAAGUAUUCAAGGGCCCAUGGACGAGUCAGCGAUGGUUCAAUCUGGGGGAUAUCCCCAGACUGGUAUGGCAUUUGGGUCUGGUAGCUAUGCAGGUAUGCAGCAGCAGUUUACUGGAAUGAGUUCCCAACAACAGCAACAGUGUAGCUCUGGUUACCCCUCCAUGAAUCCAGGUCAAAUGAUUCCAAGAAGUCCAAACAAUGGCAUGAUGCAGCCAGACAUGGAUCUAAUGCUUCAACAGCAGCAGUAUCCGCAGCAGCAGCAACAGCAACAGCAGCAGCCUCCACAAUCUGCGUAUGGGAAUGGAAAUUAUCAAGGAUACAACGGAGGUUACCAGGGUGCUAGGACUGUGUCUCCUCAAACUCAUUCCCAAGCCAUGAGUCCGUAUCAGGGUGGUUUUCCUCCGGAUCCCAGUUACCCUCCUGGAGGUGUCAGUGGACAAACCAUGGGGGAGUUUGGUCCACAGGCUGGCCCCACUCAGCCCAUGGGAAUGCCUGGACCAGCCUCCUUGAGCCUAGCUGCUAUGAGCAAUAGGCAACAGUACUAUGCGGAUGGCUAUGGAAUGAGUCAGGCAGUGUCUCCUGUGGGGAAGCAGAUGCCACAAGGAGGAGGAUUUCUGCAGCCUUCAGGAAUACCAUAUUCACAGCAGGUUCCAUAUCAGCCCAGUUCAUAUCCUAAGAGGCCAUCAUCAUCACCCACACAAUCUCAAAUGCAGGGGUAUAGUUCUGCUGGCCCUUCCUACACAGCCAGAUCAGCUACAGGGAUGCAGUUGCCUAACAUUCCGUACACAUCUUCUACAAACCCAUACCAACCACCUUGCUCCCCUGGACGAAGAUCCUCCUCAACGUCACCAGUACCACAGCAAGAUGCAGGCAUGUACAGCAGGCUUCAAGAACACUUUCCGCAGCCCAGGUCUCCGUUUGGGUCAAGUCAAGGGCAUUUCCAGCAACAUCAGCAACAACCGACGCAGAGUUCGUGUAUGUUUGUUCAACCCAGCAUUACACCCUCACAGUCUCACUUCCAGUCGCAACAGCUUAUGGCUGCCAGCAAGACAGGAGGCUUAACCCAACGUCGUGCAUCUUAUCCAGGACAUCAGAACACCGUGAAAAUGCCUUCUCCUCCAUCAAAGAGAUCUCCAACCAAGGGCCCCUCUCCAAGUGCCACAACUCCAGAUCUCUCUGGAGUUGGGCAACUUGGAUUUGAGGAAAGAAGCUCUCUGAAACCUCUCACCGCAAAGGAGAAGGCAUCGUCUCCACCAAGCAGUGAUCCAAGUCCAAUGAAUUCAGAACCAACGGUUACUGUCUCCAAUGCUGUACAAUGCUCAUUCAAGAAGAAGUCAACGUCUGCAAAGAAACGAAGUGAAACCCUCAAAGCAAAUCCUCGACAACGACGAAGCGCCUCAGAUGCUGCAAGUCCUUAUGUUUCACCCUCAAUUAUGAAAGAAGAGUCUUUGUGCUCGGAUGGACACAAGAAUGAAACUGGAGAAACGAUCGGAAAGAAUGGGUGUGAUAAGACUGAAGCAAAGUCUAAAGAAAUCAAUGUUAAUGAAUCCAAUGAGAGCAAGUCGGUGUCAAGACAGGAGGAUGGUCAAGAGGAGGGAAGUUUGGAGAGUUUAUCGAACAGUAAGGUCGAAGAAUCUUCAUGUGAUAUUAGCAAAGAGGUAGGAAACCAAUGCGAAGGUGAUGAAGUAAAGCCAGAGAAAACAACUGCGGUAGAAACGACUUCCGUUGCUCCACAAUCAAUAGAGAAAUCUGAAGUGGAGCAUGAAGGAGUAGAAGAAAGUGCAACGAGCCCUAUUGAGGCAGAAAGCUGUGCCAUAAGUCCAGUUAAGGAGCUGGGUAACGUUGGAACUUCCCACGAGAACUCGAAAUUUAGCAAUGAUGAUAAGGAUGAGACGUGCACAGGAGGGAAGGAACCUUCUGAGGGAAAAAUUGUUGAUUGUAAAGAGAAAUCAAACAGAGAAUUGCAAAAAACGGGUACUGACAACGAAGAACUAUCAGUCGCUUCUGUGACAGAUUCCAAAAUCGGGGAUUUGAGUGGAACCUCCGACGAAAGUAAUAAUACUGACGACAAGACACGAUCAACCGGUCUCGAAGCAGACAAAACCAGUCAGAGUUGUGGAAAAUUAGACGACCGAUGUAAGGAAAAUGGGAAAACCAACCAAAAGAAUGAUGAUGGGACUGGAAAAGUGAGAACUAUCGAAGGUGCCUCCAAUGCGUGUGAAACUGAUAAGACUGGUUCUGGCGUUGAUGACGCACGUGCUGUGUGCGUAGAUAAGGAGGAGAAUUUUAAUAAGACAGCCAAAGUUGAUACUCCGGCUAAGGAGUCUGAGGAAGGUGAAGAGGUGAAAGAAGCUGAAAGUAGAGAAACUGGAAUAACUGAGAAACCCAAAGUCUGCAGCACGGUAGAUGAGCCUAAGGCCAUCGGUGAGGAGUCCAGCGGUGCGACGGAGAAAUCACUUUCCGAUGGUACUCUAGAUGCCAAAGUCCCCAGGAAAAAGGAGCGUCUAGCAAUGCCUUCCCUAAGAUGUGAAGAACGUCUCUCUUCAGAUGAUGAUGAUCACCAACACGAAAAGACUCCAGCGGAUAAAAAAACUCAAGAGGAGUCAGACAGCGAUGGCGGCCAUGUAGUUGAGAGCAGAACCCUGGGAAUUCAGACAGUGCAGCAGCAUACAGCUACAGCACGCACCACCCAGCACCAGGCAACCCCCAUUAAGGCUACCAUCAUUGCCAAGGGCACUUCUUCACAGAGCAAUCAACAGGUGAUGGUGGCAAAGACUACCACUGGAAAGAUGUACCUCAUUCAGGGGAACAUCUUGAUGCCGGUACAAAAGCUUAGCACCGAUUCAUCCAAACAAAAUCCACAGGUGAUUAUUGUGAACCCAGUUACGACGGGUUCUGGAAGUAAUUCGGCUACAAAAGGAGGUAACGCUACAGAUACAACAAAAGACAGAAACGACAGUAAAGUUGAAAAUUGCCCGAGCAGUCCACGGAACGAGGCAUUGAAUGUUUCAGACAAGGGAAUUUCUGGAACUGCAACCAUGUCUGAUAAAGAAAAGAGCGUUAAAAAUCCAGAGCACUCGCCCAAAACCAAGAAUCCUGUGAAGAAAGACAAAUCACCAACCUCUAAAACAACUAAAAAUUCACCUACUCGACCUGAUAAAGGCCGUAAAACUGGGGAAAAGGAUAAGCAAACUGAUAAGACGGAAUCUUCUUGCACGAAAGACAAUCCACAUUCGAAAAAAUCUGAUAAAACAGCAGAAACGUCUUCUACCACUCAAGCCUCCCCGGUGGAAGGAAAUAAACAGGUGACGCCAAACAAAACUCGUGGACGACCAGUGGGAAGUAAAGAUAAGCAAAAGCGAAAACCAUACGUGCAUAAAGUCAAGCGAAAACAAGGCGACUCAGAAAUAGAGGAAGAGGUCAAGUCGGAGCCUGUCACUAAACGUAAAUUCUCAAAAACUGCUGUCGCUGUUCAAGAAAUGUCCUCGGCUUCCGGACCGUCGGUUGCGAGCACGAAACGGUCGGUAGAAGCUCCAACAGUAAGUAUUGGAAGGCCCUCGAAGAAACGCAAAAUUUCCACUUCAAGCUCACCCGUAAAACACGUCAUGUCGACCAAACCGCGCGGCGGAGUUGAUGGCGAUACAUGGGUUUGCUCUUUUUGUGGCAAGCGAAGCGGUUUUAACUUGCUAGGAGAUCUUUACGGACCUUAUAAAACGAAAUUUUCAAAGGAUUCAGGUUGUUCCUUCAUCGAAGACAAUUUUACGAUAUUCUGCUCAACACACAAGGAAAAUGAAUCGAAUGGAAGCAAAUUGAUUGUCGUACAAACAAUUGACAGUAAUGGAGGCCCUGAAGUCCAGAAGUGGAGGCGUUUUGUUAAGUUCGAUUUAAAGGACAAUUUCUAA
Pocillopora damicornis (cauliflower coral) is the source of this 4288-nucleotide messenger RNA. RefSeq lists its product as uncharacterized. Lineage: Eukaryota; Metazoa; Cnidaria; Anthozoa; Scleractinia; Pocilloporidae. The record is from RefSeq and is a predicted model, not a curated record. Gene Ontology annotation, cellular component: nucleus. Gene Ontology annotation, biological process: regulation of transcription by RNA polymerase II.